GAGAUACAUUAAAUGAAGCUGUUGUUGACCUUCCAUCGUUAAAGCGAGAGCAUAUGCAUUACGUUGCUCUUAGUAGACUUAGAAGCAUUUUGGGAUUACAUAUUCUUAAUCUGAAUGAAAAGAAAAUAGCUGUGAGCAAGAAGGUACAAGAAGAAAUGACAAGACUAAGACAAAAUUCUGUACUUAAAAGUCAUCUUCCAUUUCUCUAUAAAGAUACUAGUGAGACAUUUAAAAUAUUAUUCCAGAAUGUGAGAUCAUUACAUCUUCGCGUUGCUGACGUUGCAAGUGAUUAUAAUACAAAAGCAGCAGAUAUUAAUAUAUUUGUAGAAACUGCUCUAUGUAGUAAUGAUGACAAUGAAUUCAGGAUUUAAACUAUUCAGAAAUGACUUCAUCACAGAUGAUACUAGAACACCUUAUGGAACUGCUGCUUACGUAAAUGACAUUGUUAUAUAGCUAGCGUGAACACCAAACGUGAUUGGCUGAUUUGUGGUCAUGUGACUUCAGAUAAAUGCAAUGUUUCCCGCCGGGCAACAAGUGAAAAAUUGUUGCCCGCCUCGACCGGCCACGUACAUAAAUAAACAAAAUGGAGGCACAACUCAGAUAAUUAGAAACUACGAUUUUCCAUAGAUUUUCCAAGUUUGUGUUAAAAUAAAGAAUAUAAAAGAGACGAAAAAUACACAACAGGCAACAAGAUAUACUGCUGAAACCGUUUAAGUAGGUUCUUUUAAUUUUAAACUCGUUUACACUAUAGAGUUUUUGUCACGAAAUACAAUUGUUGUAUGAAUGUUGUUGAAGUUGAUUUUUGUUCGUCGCUAUAUAACAAAACACUUAAUGCCUGUUCCCUCGGGAAAUAGUUUCGUUUUCCCUCGAAUCUUAAUGUUUCCCUCAACUUAGUCUCGGGAAAACAAAACUAUUUCCCUCAGGAGCAGACAUUAAGUGUAUAAUAUACAACUCAUCUUAGAACCUUCAAGGUGCAACUAUAAUCAUGUAGAAAUGGCAUUACUCAAAGUAAACCAACCAGUAAAUAAUUUACAUGUUGUAGGAAAUUAUCACUCUAAAUCAAAAGUAAAAAUUUCGUGGUGAAAGUAGUGGUGUUUUAGAAUCAUACUUUAGUGACCAUAAGCCUAUUUUCAUGUCACUUAUUUGAUAUUUUUUAUUAAUAAAUAAAUGAACAGUUCAAGAAGUUAAAAUUUAAUAUACUGUACGUAUAAACCGGUCCUACUAAAGAAUGCCCGGGAAUGCCCGGGGAGAUUCGUUGAAUGCCCGGGAGUUGGGAAAGAAUGCCCGGGGAAAAUUAAGUUCAUAAUUACGUUAGUGUAUACUAAUAAAAUCACUUAUUUUAUGAAAGAUGAAAUAAUUCUUGUAAUAUAUGGCAUUGCAAAGUACUGUUCACGGAAUGUCCGGCUGUCACAAAUGAAUGGCCGGGAGUCGAAAAUGUAUGCCCGGGGUAAAAUUACGCAAGUAAUUACGAUAGUUAAUGAUAACAUUAACAAGUCUUUUAUUUUUUAAUGAGUAAUAUAUGGCAUUGCAAAAACUAUUCACAGAAUGCCUGGGGAAAAUUACGUACCGCUAAUGUCUUUUUCAAAUCUACUCAGAAUAUAUCACUAUCAGUGAAAUAUAUUUUCGGUAGUGUAAAAAGAUGUUUCUUCAUUAUUAUUUAGCAUUACAAAGCCAAAUAAAUAAUUUCUGUGAAUAGUUUUUGCAAUGCCAUAUAUUACAAGAAACUUUCAUUGAAAAAUAAAAGACUUGUUAAUGUUUUCAUUUAUAACUAUCGUAAUUACUUGCGUAAUUUUACCGCGGGCAUUCAUUUUCGACUCCCGGGCAUUCUUUUGUGACAGCCGGACAUUCCGUGAACAGUACUUUGCAAUGCCAUAUAUUACAAGAAUUAUUUAAUCUUUCAUAAAAUAAGUGAUUUUAUUAGAAUAAACUAACGUAAUUAUGAACGUAAUUCCCGGGCAUUCAACGAAUCUCCCCGGGCAUUCCCGGGCAUUCUUUAGUAGGACCCGUAUAAACUACAAAUAACUGCAUCCCAAUAUCGACAAGCUUCAAGUUAAUCUUCAAGUCUUAAGCUAAGCUUUAAGAAGGUGAGUUUUAAUGAUUUUAUAUAUUUUUAAUUGACUCCCUUCGCAAUUUACGACACUGUAUAUAGCUACAGUAUUCUUGUACUCAUUUAAUUUUCUUUUCAUCGUUAUUUUAGUGACAUCAUGACCAUAUUGAACGGAGAUUAUAGGAACCUCAAAUAUUCAACCCUCAAAUAUUCAACCCUCAAAGUGUGGCUAACAAUUUGGAAAUUACCGACUUCCAAGUUCGCACCAAUAGCAACAACAUGAAGCCAGCACAUAUCCCAACCAUACAUUGUGAACUGUCAGUCAUCACAGUGAAAUUACAAGACAACUACACAACGCCCAUGAUUAACUUAAAUGUGUGAUCUGAACUGAGAGGAAAGAGAAGAAAAACAUUAUGUUGAAGCCACGAUCAUCAUUCAACCAACAAGGAACGAAAAUAUAUGGCAAGAAAUAAACAUUUCAAAUGACGUAGACUGGUUAUCGACUGUCACCUCCUGAUAUCAAAAAACAAAAGCUAUAGACUAUACUAGAAAAUACAUGCAUGCAAAAACCCUUGCCUUACUGACAAAACAUUAUGUUUUCUGAAUAUGAAGAAUUGAAAGUAGUUGUCAUGGUAACAUGAUAAUUUUAAGAAUAGUUUUGAAAUUGAAAAAUUCCUGCAAAACAUCACUUUUAAUAACAAAAUUAUCAAUUUCCCAAACAUAUAUAUGCUAGGUAUGUUAUUAUACGUAAUAUAAGCUUCAAUUUAAUGUAAAAUUCAACCACAAAUGUUUCACAAAACGUUUUAAAAUGUUCUUAAAACUAAUCGGCCUUCGAAUUAUCGGUAAACAUUGAGUUUGAAACAAACUGAUUUCAAAUUCUCGCAUGAAAAUAACUUUGCUUUCCUCUUUAUUUAAAUACUUUAAUAUACAAAAGAAAGGGUAAUUAAUAAAACUACACUGCAAUUCUAUCCUGUCUUUUUUCACUUAUAUACUCAAUGAUAGUAUCACUAUAACUAUCAGUUCGAUAUUCGCAGUAUCGCCCACCACUAUCAGUUAUAAAUAUAUCAAUUAUAAAACAAACAGUACAUCAAUAUUUAAAACAAACUUAAGUACCUUCAUUAACGUUGGCGACUUUGCUCUAUUCUCUUAGACGUUUUUAGACGUUUUUUGGCUCUCAGAAAGGUUUUGAAAUUUACAAAAUCUUGCAAAAAUACAACUUGCAUGAUAAAUGUUCGUUAUUUCGAUGUCGUCAAUGCAGUCAUUAUAAUGCAAAUUUCAAUUUCACCAAUCAGUGUUCACUAUUCACGACAGUCCGCUACAUAUUUUGAGAUCAGUGAGGACGACCACCCAUGAACAGUGAGCCAUGUGCCCACGAUAUUUGCUGAACUUUAGACUUGGCUAGUGCGUUCCUUAGCCCCGGGUGUAAAUAGCCGGGCGGAAUUAGUACCCUCGCACGGCGCUUCGUGCCAUCGGCUCGGGGACUAAUAUGCGAACUGAUUCUUCGACGAACUAACGUUAAUAAUAUCUUCUCUCACGAAGAUUCAUGUAAACCUGAUUACCGACAUUAAAUAGCGAAAUACAGAAAUGUCUCCCAUUCGACAUUUUGUUUGCUUACAGCAUAGUUAAUAAAAAUACUACAGCCGCCCACAACUCGUGUGAAAUGUGAAGCUACUAACAGGGAUUAUAAUAGCAUUAGCUUAGCCUAUAGCCUUGUAGGUCAUGUGUCACGACUCGCAAGAGGCAAUUGUUCUUCCGAUCUGCAACGGAAUCCUGUUGCUCCGAAAGUAGUGCUGAAAUACUGUAAAUAAAAUAUGUAACUGUAAAUGAUACAGUUCUUGCAGUGACUUUUUCAAUUUGAAACUUCACACUAUCCUUGGAUCUGCCAGCAUAAAGGUCUGCUAUAUUUUCCACCCCUGAUUAAUUAAUUGUGUAAAUGAAUUAACCCUAUAGAUUACAAGAUUAACCAAAUGUGACAUCUGUGUUGUUCUUAUGCUUCAGUCAUUUGACCCGGACACCCGGACAUAGCGGGAGAUUAACAAAAUUUAGCUUGGAUUUAACAAUGUGCUCUGCCCUGAAGGGCGAUGGCAGGGAUUUCAUUAGAUGCUGGCAAAUUCCGCCGGCUACUUCGACACUUCGUGUGAAAUUUAAAUGUUUUAAAUAAGUGAAUUAACUUUAAUAGAAAUUACACUUGUCUACUAAAUGUGUGCUCUUACCGUCUAUUCAAACAGUUUUUUUUCCUUGAAAGCAUAUUUCAUUAAUGUGAAGAUGAUUUAGUGGUUUAAAAAUGUCUUGUCAUUAAUGACUAUUUUUUCGUAUGUCCGCCAUCUUGAAACGGUGAAGAGAAACCGGAAGUAAAUAUUAAUUGUGAUGUUUUGCUAGACAAGAAUAUUUUACUAGACAAGAAUAUAAUACUUUAAACGAUGGAGACCAAAUGCAGGUGAAUAAGCAAUUUGUUUCAUUGAAAGGUUCUAUUUUACAAGUUGUCAUGAAACAGAUGAAUAAAUAUUAAAUCAAUAUAUAUUAGAUACGACGUAAAUUUUUAAUUGAAAGCAUAAAUUUAUAGUUUUUAUGUAUUUUAUUUAACAAAGGACUAUUUUAAUUUUAAAACUUUACCCCCUUCUCAGUUCUCACCUUUUGUGUCAUAGGUACAAGUUCAUCUUGCUUUUCUGAUAAAAACGAGACUGAUAGUGGGUCAAAAACAGCACUUAUCAGCACUGGAUCUACUUCAGAACAAGUAGAUCCUGAUAGUUAUGUUCUUUCCUCAGCAGACUGCAGCCUCGUUAUGGUCUUGACUAACAUGCUGAAUAUAAUGGAGGAAGAUGAAAAGAGCGACGAUGAACAUGAACUACUGAGUCUAUUGGAGAGUGAAGACAAAGUAAAUGAUGCUCUAAGAUUGAUGAAUAUACCUCAAUCGGACAGUUACCUUUAUAGUUCGGACUCAAGUUCUGAAGAUGAUGAAUAA
Paramuricea clavata is the source of this 5009-nucleotide messenger RNA. NCBI's taxonomy places the organism in Eukaryota, Metazoa, Cnidaria, Anthozoa, Malacalcyonacea, Plexauridae. The record is from the annotation of a GenBank genome assembly.